AUGACACCAGCAGUUCCGACGGCUACCAAGAAUCCAGGUCAAGACGGCACCAAUUUCGUCGACGACCCACUCAAUCAGAUAUACAUCGAUCACGGAGCAAAGCACAAUCGAGGCGCCACCAUCGGAGCAUCGACAACAGAUACGCGCGUCACAGCUCAGCAUCAUACUCGGAAUCCGAGUCGUCCAGCCCGGAACCAACGUCACGUCGCACCGAGCGACGAAGGUAUCGGCGAUCGGAAACUCCGGGUAUCGAAAUGGUCAGACAAACUCGCAGACUACGACUCUCACCUCUUGGAGAGAAUACCCAUCGUGAUCGUGGAAGUUACAGCGGCAGACGAACUCGAGAUAGAAGGUUUGAGCACGAGGCGCUCGGGACAACACGGUCCCGUUCAAGAGGACCAAUUGCUGGUCAGAGGAUUAUUCGAAGACAGUACUCGGAUCCCUUCAUGGGGAUUCCACAUAUUGGCAACCCACCUGCGAAUCAUCCCAGCUCCAUUGCUGGGCAUAACCAGAAUAAUCAACAUAGAGUCCACACUGACGCUGGCUGGCAUCGACGAGAAUUGGACGGAGCUCAUCGCGGGCAUCGUGGACGUCACGAAGAGAACAUACACUCUGCACCGAGGGCUACUCAGCGCGGUCGGAGUGGACGACAGCCAAGAGGAUGGCCACUCGGCCGUGUACGCACCCAGCCCACCACCUGCGCCCGCAUCGUCCCUGGGAUACAUGAGUGAAGGUGACUUUGGUCAGCCGCAGCACCACGAAGCUCGUUCCCAGAUGAGCCGGCGUCAGCACUCGAGAACCCAAUCUUACGAGGAAGAAGAAUCGGAAGUCGAAGUGCUGAGACCAGGGGAUGAACUGACGGUGAUUGAGCGGCACGGGCCAGUAGAUGGGGACUACGAGUGGUAUGACGAUGGAGGGAUCAGAGUUAGAGUACGCGAAAUUUCACGAUGA
Cladophialophora carrionii CBS 160.54 is the source of this 951-nucleotide messenger RNA. RefSeq lists its product as uncharacterized. The transcript has 3 exons. Bases 1 to 951 code for a protein of 316 amino acids. Lineage: Eukaryota; Fungi; Ascomycota; Eurotiomycetes; Chaetothyriales; Herpotrichiellaceae. The record is from RefSeq and is a predicted model, not a curated record.